CUUAGUAAGUGCAAAGAAAUAAUCGUACUUUGUCAACAGAGAGAACGUAAACAAAAUAUUGUGCGUGUGUGUUGUCAUCGAAUUUUGCAGAGGACUGCGUCAUUUCAUUUUGGUCUCACAUUUAUCUUAUAGUGACAGUACUAAUGUGAUCAAUUGAAAUGAAUGCUGUGAUAUCAUUGAACCAUUUCUGUGAACUCCAUGGACCCAGUGUGUUAUUUUGCACACAGACCUUUCAUGAUACUGAAGAUGAUCCAUUGUAUAAUGCUGCUACAGAUGAAAGUAAACACAAAAAGUUCUAUGGAAAAGUUAAUGUUCUCAACUCAGCUGCAGAAUCUCCUGCAAGCAAUUCUUGUGAGGCAUGCCAGUCAUUCAAUAUGCAAUAUCUUGGGUUCAUCAGCAAUGACCAUGAAAACCGUACAAGUUAUGUCAGCACACGCCAUCCGCUUCACCAUAGCAUCGCAACAUUAGUUCGUCAGGCUUGCAUCCGUAGUCUUAGUUGUGAGGUAAGCCCAGGGAAAGAAGGGCCUGUAUUUUUUGGGGAUGAGAUAAGAGGUCACGUUUUAAGUCAUACCUUUUUUCUGAAAGACGCACAAGCAAGGGGCUUUCAUCGAUGGUACAGCCUAACAAUACUGAUGCGAGAUAAGUUAUUCCUACUGAAUUCGUGGCCAUUUCUUGUCAAGAACAUGAAGGCAAUUAUUGAAGAGAUGCAGGCCAAAGCAUGUAAGGUGUAUGAAUAUGAGCAGUCUCAGUGCCCACAACGUGCCCUCAGAUUGUCAGCAGACAGUUCAGUAUACAAACAACACUCAGCAAAUAAACCGUCUCGUUCUGUAGCUGAGCUCACCAGUGAUAACAACAUAUUUCCACAACUUCAUUGGUGGUUCACGUGGCUCCUUAAGUCUGGAACUAGUUAUAUGGUGGAACGUGCUAUUGAUGUUCUUCCAGUAAAGGAUCCAACACCUGCCUGGGAACAGCAGCAUGAGACAGAAGAAGGCUUCAUGUUAGUGACAGCAGCCACACCUCCACAGCCAUCCAGGAGAAAUGUGCCAGUUGAAAGAGCUGCACCUGCUUCAGCCCAGGAGGUAGACGAUGAGCUGAAUAAUGAUGAGAGCAAAUGUGUGUCAGAGCUGCGUGCCCUACGAGAGGUCCUGGGCACGCAGUCAUUCCUGACACUUGCUUAUGCACUUAUGGUUGGCUACCAAGUUGUUGUUCGUGGCCAGCCACGCUCUCUCGUCAUAUCUCUUAUAAAGAAUCUUAAGGUCCUUAUACCACAGACAUGUUGCAGAGCUGUUCUUCACUCUGAGGAGUAUUUGGAUCCCACUCAUUGCAAUUUACUUGGCCUUGAUUCAUGGGUAGCAGCACCACAACCAAGUUAUACUGUAUUACGUGUGGACAUUCUCCCAACGAACCCACCUCAGUACAAGCUGACCUGGGGAGGGACUCUGCCAAUGAAGUGCCCAACUGUGCUCAUAAAAAUUGAAAAGGCCCUGGAAAAUACAAAACUAAGUGAUACUGUUGUCCAGUAUCAGCUAACGGCCUUGAAGGAGGAAUGGAUGAACUCUUUAAUGGUUAUACAAUGUCCCAACAUGGAUAGAGGAGGUAGUCAAAUAAACAGAGGAGACAUCAUCCUAUUGAAGCUCCUGCCACUGAUCAUAGCGAAGAUAACUAGCCAGGUGCACCACCUAGCAGCCCACACACAGGAUGUCACCAAUCUGAUGCAAGCAUUGGGAGCACAAGACCAUGACAGAAGUUUGUUAAACUUCUGGGCUACAGCUGUUUAGUUGCUUUUGAAACUAUACUGAACAAAGGAUAAAGAAGUGUAGUUAAAUCAUUGUGAUAUUGUACAUAAUGUAAAUAAUUCAGAAGAUUAUGUUUACAUUGUACAAAUGUUUGUUAUCAUCAUCAUCAUUAAUAUCAUCAAUUUUUGCUGUAUCACAUUACAUGUAACAUGUAUAAUUGCCAUCACAAAUGACUUAAGACGAAGUAGUUUUCUGUUAAUAUGUUAUGUGGCAGAUUGCAAUAAUGUAUAAAUUGAAAAUGAUAUGACACUAGACACACAUACAAUGUAAAAGUAUGUAAAUGACCAUUUAUUGAAGGGAAAUGUAUAUAAUUUAAUGACUUAAGUAAUAUAACGUAAAACUGUAUCUGAA
Molecule: messenger RNA, 2147 nt
Organism: Schistocerca gregaria
Lineage: Eukaryota; Metazoa; Arthropoda; Insecta; Orthoptera; Acrididae
Gene: BHD
Product: folliculin
Exons: 11
Coding region: 159-1778 (539 amino acids)
Biological process (GO): positive regulation of GTPase activity; negative regulation of transcription by RNA polymerase II; positive regulation of transforming growth factor beta receptor signaling pathway
Cellular component (GO): cytosol
Molecular function (GO): GTPase activator activity
Source: RefSeq, a predicted model, not a curated record